CAACAUUUUUCCAAAUAUCGAUCCAGCUUGAGUCUUUUCUUCAGAAUUCCCAAUCUGAUCGGAAAGAAAAAAUCUCUCAUCACUUCAGCUCACCGGAAACAGCAAAAAGAACAAACAACAAAGAAACGAAAAACAUGGGAAACAGUCUUAGAUGCUGUUUGGCCUGCGUUCUUCCCUGCGGAGCCUUAGAUUUGAUCCGGAUCGUACACUUAAACGGGUUCGUCGAGGAAUUCUCCGGCCCAAUCACAGCCCAAGAAGUCUUGAAGGACAACCCACAUCACGUCUUGAGUAAACCUUCCUCUCAAGGCAUGGCCGCCCGCCGGAUUAUGAUCCUCUCCCCGGAGACGGAGCUCAAAAGGGGCAGCAUCUAUUUCUUGAUACCGGAAUCUUCUCUGCCGGAAAAGAAGAAGCUCCGAAGCUUGCCCAAGAAGUCUUCCAAGAAAGUCAGCGACAGCGAUAUUGAUAUUAUUAGUACGGCUGCCGGAGCUGAUAGUUCGUGUGAAAAACAUUUGACGGAAGUUAAAUCGGAAAAGAAAUCGUCCUCUCGCCGGCAUCGCCGGAGAGGUUCUAAUGGUGUUUGGAAACCCCAUUUGGAGAGCAUUAUUGAAGAUUAGGCUCUUCUUUUUUGUUUUUCUUUUUUUUUUUUUUUUCUUUUUUCCCCCCUCCAUGAUACU
Messenger RNA from Oldenlandia corymbosa var. corymbosa, 674 nucleotides. The record is from the annotation of a GenBank genome assembly. NCBI's taxonomy places the organism in Eukaryota, Viridiplantae, Streptophyta, Magnoliopsida, Gentianales, Rubiaceae.